AUGCAAAGAGCUUUAUUCAACACAUUGACAAGAUCAUUUGUCGCUCGUAAUGCUGUAUCUGCAUCAAGAAUUGUAACUCCAGCAGUUUCAGUUACCUACCCACAAAGAAUUGCCGUUCGUUUCAACUCAUCUUCAAACAAUGCUGCCAAAGAAGAGCCAAAGAAAGAAGAACAACAAGAAGAAUUAAAAGAAGAGGUGAAGACUGAAGGAGAAACAGCCGCCGAAGAAGUUGAUCCAGUAGCCGAAUUGCAAGAAAAGUUAGAAACCAAAGACAAAGAAUUGGCUUCUAUGAAAAACCAUUAUGCUAGAGCAAUUGCUGAUUUCCGUCAUUUACAAGAAACUACCAAAGUUGAAGUUCAAAAGGCUAAAGAUUUUGCUUUACAAAAAUUUGCCAAAGACUUGUUAGAUUCACUUGAUAAUUUCAACUUAGCACUUGGUCAUGUUAAAGAAGAAACUUUGAAAACUAAUGCUGAAGUUAAAAAUUUGUAUGAAGGUGUCGAUAUGACCAAGAAUGUUUUUGAAAAGACCUUAAACAAGUAUGGUAUCAACAAGAUUGAUCCUAUUGAUGAACCAUUCGAUCCAAACUUACAUGAAGCUACUUUCCAAAUGGUUCACCCAGACAAACAACCAGGCACUAUUUUCCAUGUCCAACAAGUUGGUUACACCUUGAACGAAAGAGUUUUAAGACCAGCUAAAGUCGGUGUUGUUAAGGAAUCAGAUGAAGAAUAG
Molecule: messenger RNA, 729 nt
Organism: Candida tropicalis MYA-3404
Lineage: Eukaryota; Fungi; Ascomycota; Pichiomycetes; Serinales; Debaryomycetaceae
Gene: MGE1
Product: Mge1p
Exons: 1
Coding region: 1-729 (242 amino acids)
Biological process (GO): protein import into mitochondrial matrix; protein folding
Cellular component (GO): PAM complex, Tim23 associated import motor
Molecular function (GO): adenyl-nucleotide exchange factor activity; protein-folding chaperone binding; protein homodimerization activity
Source: RefSeq, a predicted model, not a curated record